This is a messenger RNA of Hyla sarda, 840 nucleotides long. RefSeq names its product endonuclease domain-containing 1 protein-like. The record is from RefSeq and is a predicted model, not a curated record. Bases 1 to 840 code for a protein of 279 amino acids. The transcript has 2 exons. Gene Ontology annotation, molecular function: metal ion binding; hydrolase activity; nucleic acid binding. NCBI's taxonomy places the organism in Eukaryota, Metazoa, Chordata, Amphibia, Anura, Hylidae.
AUGGACUCUCUUGGGCGAGUUCUCGUGCUCCUUGUUCUCUGUUCCGGAGGGUUCUGUGAGGUUCUACAAAGCUUCUCUGAUGUCCCAAAUUGCCAGAAUUUCUUCUACCGAGGGCAGGAACCAUUGGGCCUGGCCUCCAAUACCACUGCCAGUAUCUGCCAGUGCCUGCAGGGAGGGUACCACUAUGCCACCCUCUACCACCGCCUGGCACGUGUGCCCAUCUACUCGGCAUACAUCUUAGAGGUUUCCACCACGCCUCGUCCUGAUCUCUCCUCCUCCAACUGGUACCUGGAGCCAAUGUUGGGCGGAGUCUUCCAGAAGGAAAUGCUCCAACCCUCCAGCUCUACGAUGCAGCAGAACCUGCCGGAUGUGGAGGAUAGUCAAGCGGUGAAUGACGAUUAUAGGAACUCCGGCUACAGCCGCGGUCAUGUGAACCCCAGCGGGCACCACAGCAGAGUGUCCCAACUCUCCACCUUCACCUUCACCAACAUGGCGCCUCAGGACUCAACCUUCAACAGUGGGACCUGGAAUCAGUACGAGACGUUCCUGCGGGACAAGAUCCUGACCUCCUGCCAACAGACCUACGUCCUCAGUGGGGUCAUCAUCUCCGGCUCCCACCCCGGGGAGGGCAAAUGGCUCCGCAACCGCGUCAAUGUCCCCACCUUCUUCUGGAGCGCCUUCUGUUGUGUAAGGUCGGACGGAACGAGGAGGGUGGAGGGAAGAUUGGGCCGGAACACCAGUCCCUACGAUGUGGUGACCAAGACCAUCCCCGAGCUGGAGGCCAUACUGGGCGGAGUGUAUGGAGGACGGGUGGCAUUGUUCUCCGGGGGCUGCCAGUGA